UUCAAGCUCCUCUACUUUUCAACCAGAUCACUAGCCCUUGACUCCUCUUAUCAAACUUGGGGAACUGCCACCCCACCAGUGACUCCACAGGCACCAGGGCAUGCAGCAGGGCGGGGACAGGAAGGCUCUCUUCCUCACCUCAAGCCUGCUGGGCUAACACUUGAGAUUUUUACUAGAGUUCACUUUGUAAUGUAUGUCUCUUGACUCUAGAAUUUCAAGAGAAGUUCCAUUUAGUGGUUUCUAAGUGGGAGUUCUGAGAUGGUUUCCCAGUGAGGUGAUAGAAGAUGUUUGAGCUUCAGAGUGCAGUUGCAAGGCUCUUCUCUGACCUGAACAAUGGCUGUAGCUGUGGACCAACAAAUCCAGACUCCUUCAGUACAAGAUCUCCAAACAGUUAAACUGGAAGAAGAUUCCCACUGGGAGCAGGAAAUUUCCCUUCAAGGGAAUUACUCUGGAGCGGAGACAUCCUGCCAGAGCUUUUGGCAUUUCCAUUACCAAGAAGCAUCAGGACCCCGAGAGGCCCUCCUCCAGCUCCGGAAGCUCUGUUGUCAGUGGCUAAGGCUAGAGAAGUGUACAAAAGAGCAGAUCCUGGAGUUGCUGGUCCUAGAACAGUUCCUGACUGUCCUUCCCCAGGAGAUCCAGGUCUGGUUCCCACAGCAGCAUCCAGAGAGUGGAGAGGAGGCAGUGGCCCUGGUGAAAGACUUGCAGAAAGAACCUGGAAGACAGAGGCUGGAGCCUCGGACGAGGCCGUUGGGCCGCACCUCUCCUGCUCAGCUGCCUUCGCCAUGGCCAAUGACAGCUGCGGGCCCGAGCCGAGCGAGUGAGACUGGCAGUACUGCGAGCUGUGGGGGAAGAUGGAGAACCUGCUGCUCUACAGCCGCCCUUCCUACCGCUGCAAGGAGCACCAGCCUCAGGACUGGAAGAAGUACAAGUUCGUGUGCCAGGGCAGCGAGGGUGUCCUCGGUCACGGAGGCAAAGCCUAGUUUGCUGACAUUAAACCCAACUUUGAUAGACUGCUGUUUUUCUGGUCUGACCGUCGCAACCCUCAUGAAGUACAACAAGGUACGCAAUAACUGGUAUUUUGAUGCACAUGAGAAAGCACGAGCUAAAGUAAAAUAUCUAACAGGUGAAAAAGGUGUGAGGGUUGAACUCAAACCUUCAGAUUCAGUCAGUAAAGACGUCUUAUAG
Molecule: messenger RNA, 1185 nt
Organism: Mandrillus leucophaeus (drill)
Lineage: Eukaryota; Metazoa; Chordata; Mammalia; Primates; Cercopithecidae
Product: putative SCAN domain-containing protein SCAND2P
Source: RefSeq, a predicted model, not a curated record